AUGAAUAACGCAAACCCUACUACAGUUUUUGCUGGAGCUGGUGUUGAUUAUCGCUCUGCAUCGGGAGAUGCAAGUUUUGGUUCUGGUUCAUCUUUGUCGUCUCUACAAAAUGAACAUAGCAAUGCAUUGAGCAAUGAUGCUCUGCAUAAUGGUAUUGAUGCUUGUAGCGAAGACGCUCGCAUUGAUCAGGCAUUGAGCGAUGACGCUCUGUCAACUCUUGAUAAUGAUACUAUUAUGAAUGAUAGUGGUGAGCUAUUGGAAUUUGAUUUCGAUAGUGAGAUCCAACCCUUGGGAAUGGAUCAUCAGGCUAGCAUGACCAGGGACAUCAAGAUGUUGAGGAGAAGGCUUUUUGAGGCUACAAGGCUGUCUAUCACUAUGCCUGAGAAUGGCACGCUUGCAUCCAAUGCUGGGGCCAUGAAACGCCAAUUGAUGAUGGCUAAGGAAAACUACGAUUUGUUGUUUGAUGAUACUCCAAUGCUCUCCCCAUCUAUGGCCUAUUCCAAUGCUGGUAAUAGUGUAGUACCUCCAGAUACGCCAUAUAUUCAGUGGAAAGGGCACAAGUUUAACAACAAGUUUCUCUACCCUACCAUGGAUGCAUGCCUUCAACAAUUCCAGGAUGUACUGGAGUCUCGUGGUGUGUCGAUCGAAGCAAACUGGAAGAGAAUUAUUAAGCCGAAAAUGUCCACGGGUAUGUCUGCCUGGACAAGAGAAAUCAUACAAAAGUAUCCCGAAAUUACUUGGGGCCAGUUCAAGAGCAAGCUCAAGGUGAAAUAUAGCCCUUCGGAAGCAGAAGAAAGAAAAGCUGCACUCAAUAAGCUAAAGACGCUUAAAUUGGACAACUGUGACGAUCUAGAAGACUUCAUUGACAGGUUUAACUCCUUGAAGGACUUAGCGGGAGUCAAGGAAAAUACGUCUCUUGUAGACUAUCUGCUUCGUGGUCUGGAUAUCGACUUGUAUGGACCGGUGUCUAUGGGCAUUUCACAAGCCCGUUCCAAGGGAAGCUGCAGUGAAAUCAGGUUUAAAUAG
Mucor velutinosus is the source of this 1026-nucleotide messenger RNA. RefSeq lists its product as uncharacterized. The transcript has a single exon. The record is from RefSeq and is a predicted model, not a curated record. The coding region runs from base 1 to 1026 and encodes 341 amino acids. NCBI's taxonomy places the organism in Eukaryota, Fungi, Mucoromycota, Mucoromycetes, Mucorales, Mucoraceae.